AUGAAGAAAGUAAUGGAAAUUUAAAAAUAAGUUUAUGAUACUGCCAAAUAGAAAAUAUAAAGCAAUCAAAAAAUAUUAGAAUUUUUCUAAUUGUUAAUAAAUUAAAUAAAAAAUGAUGAAAAUUUCAUUAAAGAAAAUUAGGAUCUAAAAGAAACAGUUGAAGAAUUAACAGCUUAAUUAAAAAUUGUUCUAAAUGAUGAAAAGUUUUCAUAAAAUAAAGAAAUGAUAUAAAACUUGCUCAAUUAAAUAGAACAUUUGAGAACAUUGAAAGAAUAUUUCAAAGAAACAUUCUAGUAGAAUAGCUAAGAAUCUAAAGAUCCUUCAGAUUCCUAAAAAAAUAAUGAAAAGACUAGUUCUAAAUAGUGA
Messenger RNA from Tetrahymena thermophila SB210, 366 nucleotides. RefSeq lists its product as hypothetical. Lineage: Eukaryota; Ciliophora; Oligohymenophorea; Hymenostomatida; Tetrahymenidae. The transcript has a single exon. The record is from RefSeq and is a predicted model, not a curated record.